AUGUGUCCGUUGAGGUUCAUAUUAGUGUUCUUCUCGGCAGUACUCGCAGGAUAUAUGGCGUGGAGGACGGUGAAUGCUUCCGCGGAACUUUUCUCAGACGAGCCAUCACCAGUCGAAGCGAAUGAUAAACAAGGACGAUCUAAUUCGAAAAGAAAGGUGGAGAAUGGUUUAUGGAUGUUCGUUGAUAUGGCUAGCGGAAGGUACCUUUGGAGAAAUCUCAAGGAGAUGCAUCAGAAGACUCAAUGA
Camelina sativa (false flax) is the source of this 246-nucleotide messenger RNA. RefSeq lists its product as uncharacterized. The record is from RefSeq and is a predicted model, not a curated record. NCBI's taxonomy places the organism in Eukaryota, Viridiplantae, Streptophyta, Magnoliopsida, Brassicales, Brassicaceae.